AUGUUUGCGGAAGAAAGACUAGGAUGGUCUGGGUACGUUGAGUGGGAAAAGUACCCUGAUCGCAAGGCCAAAGCCUCCGAGAUCCUCAAGCAACAUAAAUUUACCGCCAUACCAGAAUUUCAGAUGGGUCCGUUGCCCACUACGAACCCCGUCCUUGUUGGUCAUCGCUGGAAAGAAUACCAUGAAGUCCUCGGCCUGAAGUCUAUAGUCGAUUUCAGCUGGGAGACCGUUCUCAAGGAGAAACCUGACCUUAUCCAUCUACUUGAUUUCCCGUACAAUGGAGAGACUAGGCGCCAGCAAUUAUUGGAAAACAAGGUGACAAGUAACAAGCAGCACUUCAUUCGUAACCACGGUGGAGUCCCUAAUAUUAAUGCGGAGGCAUACGAACUCGAGAUUGGAGGGCUGGUGAAUACGUCCGUAAAACUGUCCCUCGAGGACCUUCAGGACCAGGAUAGAUUCCCUCAAGCCGAGAUCACUGUCACAAUUCAGUGCAGCGGAACGCGUCGGAUUGAACAAAUCGGUCAAUAUCCUGGGGAGGGUGAUGAAUUAAUCAAUGCUCCUUGGGGAGAAGGUGCUAUUGGCACCGCAGUCUACCGUGGCGUUCCGCUCAAGAAAGUGCUAAAAAUAGCCUGCGGUGGCGUUCUCCCUGAAGCUCAGCAUCUUGAGUUCAUCGGUGCAGACACGUACUUCAAGAAAGGCGAUGUGUACAACUACGCCGUCUCCGUCCCGUGGCGUAAGGUCAAGCAAAACGAAGAGGUGUUGUUGGCGUGGGAGAUGAAUGGAGAACCGUUACCGAAGAUACACGGAUAUCCUCUCAGGUUGGUCGUCGCGGGGUAUAUUGGGGCGAGGAGUUGCAAGUGGGUCACAAGAAUCAAUGCGCUCACCGAACCAAGCCGUGGUCCUGUACAAAUGCAGGAAUAUCUCUACUACUCUUUCCAGACCGGAAAACAGAAUGCCAUGACGUCCAAUGGAUUCUCCAUCCAGGCCAUGCCCGUUUCGAGCGCUAUCAUUUUCCCAGAGGACAAGAACCUGAUCAUGCACGACGGUUCUAUCGAGGUGAAAGGAUGGGCAUACAGCGGUAACGCUUGCUGGGUCGAACGAGUGGAGGUUUCUCCUGACGGAGGCCAUGUCUGGUAUGAGGUCGCCCUGGAGAAUCUUACAGAGAAGCACUAUCAUGCUUGGCGGCUCUGGAAGAUCGACCUGCCCGUGGACGCUGAAGGAUGGAUCGAGCUUUGUGUCCGCGCAUGGGAUUCGUCGAACAAUACACAACCCACAUUCGUCAGGUCUGCUUGGAAUUGGGACCUCCAUGUCACAUCUUCUUGCCAUCGUAUCAAGGUUUACAGCAUCAAUAAGACGAGACCUGCCACACGCGCUCGGAUGGCUCUGAUGGAGGAGCACGGUAUCAUGAGCUUCGAGCCGUUGACACGUCCACUGGAAUUCGCAUUGGAGAGCGAGAACGAUUAUUUGGAGAAGAUGAGGAAGAAUCCGAGGGAACCCAAGAACUGA
This is a messenger RNA of Stereum hirsutum FP-91666 SS1, 1506 nucleotides long. RefSeq names its product molybdopterin binding oxidoreductase. The record is from RefSeq and is a predicted model, not a curated record. Gene Ontology annotation, cellular component: mitochondrion. The transcript is spliced from 10 exons. NCBI's taxonomy places the organism in Eukaryota, Fungi, Basidiomycota, Agaricomycetes, Russulales, Stereaceae. Gene Ontology annotation, molecular function: oxidoreductase activity; molybdenum ion binding. Bases 1 to 1506 code for a protein of 501 amino acids.